This is a messenger RNA of Gaeumannomyces tritici R3-111a-1, 1102 nucleotides long. RefSeq lists its product as hypothetical. Bases 467 to 814 code for a protein of 115 amino acids. Lineage: Eukaryota; Fungi; Ascomycota; Sordariomycetes; Magnaporthales; Magnaporthaceae. The record is from RefSeq and is a predicted model, not a curated record. The transcript has 2 exons.
CCCGUGUGACAGAAUUCCAUUGAUGUUGGUCAGUUGGCUAAAACUGCUGACGUAGGCCUGCCAUCAUGUAUUCGGCCCUUCCAUUCAUAUUUUGGGGACUGGAAUUGCAAUGACGCAGCUUCCGGCUCAGUGCCCGCGUUGCUCCUUCCUGAUACGCGGGUGCUAGGCGGGGAGUGACAAACACGAUGUUCGAAAACGCCACGCGGACGUUGUGGUUUCAGCUCUCGGAGAAAUACAGCCGCUCUCUCUCGCCUAAAAUCAUGGGAAGUGAAGCUCAGCAGCUGAAGUAGGAGCGGACUGAAGCAUAAAACGAGCAAGAGUCUUCGGACAUCGUCUGCAUCGGUUUUUCACGAUCCCACCAUCUCAAAUAUUCCAAUCAUUACCUGAGAAUACCCCGUGGAUAGGACAAAACAGACCACAUCGCCUGGAACCCAGCCAUCAGACCCCAAGCCAGCUCCGCAGAAAUAUGGCUUUCAUCAAAUCCAUCGCCCUUUGCGCCAUCGCAGUGUCGCCAGUGCUGGGUCUACCUGGAAGCAAAAGCUCUGCGCCCUGCCCACAGCCUACCUACCAAGCUUGCGGUGGCUUUGUCGUCGACCCCAAGCCCUGCCCCAAGGGACAUAUAUGCAUCGACGACCCAAGGAAGCCGGGCUGCGGAAUGGCCUGCGACAUGCCUGGCAUUUGCGUCGAGCCAAUCCCCUGCAUGGGCUUCGUCGGAAAACCAUGCGAGGACGAGAACAAGAUCUGCGUCGACGACCCUACGGAUACCUGCGAUCCCAAGAAUGGCGGGGCUGACUGUCUUGGUCUUUGCGUCUAGAGAAGCCCCCAUGUCGUGAAUGGGCGGAUCCAGGAGGCUUGAGCAGGCAGUUUCCUGUCACCUGGAGACAAAAGAUGGCGGUGAGGAUCGAUGGGAGAUCAAGGCGAACAGGCGCGCGAGGAGGCAGGGUGGUGUCGGCGAUGGGAGAGAAGGGCGCAAAUGUGCCGCUAUAUCGCGGAAGCAGGCGUGGCGGUGCAACGUCUUUUAGAAUGCUAGAAUUACCUCCACCCGGGCCUAAAAGAUACACAUAUUGCCGCGCUCCAGCGCCUCUGAUGCCUCCAGGUUGCG